UACCAGUGAUAGAAAAAAGAGGUAUCCCGCUUUGUUGGACGAUUGGCGCGUGGCGAAGACGUGGUGUUUCGACGGUCAUUUGGCACGUAGUACCAAGUGGCGCGAUCGUUCUCGCGACGAAGAUAAUUAUUCACGCGUGAAAACGAAUUUUCACAAGCGAAACAAAAGAGAGAAGUAGCGCAAGCAGUUCUCGGAGGGGAGCCAGUGCCGAGAAAAAUCGUUCUACUCUUUUUCUUUUGAUAGGUUUGUUCGUUCGAAUUUCAAAUCGUCGGGCGAAAAGAUCGGAAGGAAGUUAGGUAUCGCGCGGACGCGAAGGCACAACACCGACGACGUCGUUGCAAAGUCGCGUGCAAAGGGUGUGAAAUGCGUCGCGCUGCAGUUCGAUGUUCGAUCCGACAGCGGCGGACGACCUGACUUCACCGGAUCGCCUCUCCGUCGUCGCGUGCACCUCCUCUUCUCCCUCGGCUUCAGUCCAACGAUGGAUCAGCGCAGCUGCGGUACGCAAUUCGAAAUUCUCUCCCGGUAGCGGACGAAGCGAAACAAAAGUGUAAUAAUCUCGGUAAGCUGCGUCCAAUCGCCACCGCUUAGAGCUGAUUGACGACGAAACACUCGGCGGACGUUUCGCGCGGUUCCCGAAUGCGCCAUGGAUUUCGCACGCUGUAUUGACUUCGUCGAUCCGUGCAAUCGAUAAUAUCCCAUUCGACACGUUGCGUCGUUCUCCUCGUCCUGACUCAUCGUGCGAUUUAAAAGAAAGAAAGAAGAGAAAGAAAGGAAAGAGAUCAAAGAGACAAUCCAAGCGCACACAGAAAAACCUAUUGAGACGCACGUUUUUAUCACGCGGCGUGUCACUCUUCGACUUGUUUAUACGUGCUGAUGAAAAACGAUCCCGACCGCACUCAACGUGAAGCGAAAAUGAUCGACGUUUUAUCUGCCCAUUGUUUCCAACGGUGAUCAAGAAAUGUCGAUGUUUACGCGUUGAUAAAUCGAGAUACCGUGUAAAUUGAGAUCUCGCUGAUUGCGACUCUAAGAGGAAAUCGUUUCGAAAGAAAGGCGGAUGACGAUUCGAUCGUGGAAGGCAGCCUAGUGGUAAAGUAGUAGAAGCGGGGACGUGUACUACGCACGUAUAGCGCAACGCACAAGAAUUUUUACCGGCCGUUAUGACAUUACGCGCGAAUGCGUCGGGCACUCUAAAAACGUGGACAGACCGCCGCGAAACGAGCUCGCAUCAGUCCCGCGUUCUUUUCCAUUGUCCACGCACGAACAAAAACUGUCGGACACACCGUCGUGGUAGAGGAAGUCUCAUCGACGCGUAAUAAUGCAGCAGCACCGAGUCGAGACGCAGAUACUCCACGAGGAGCAGAUCCUGGAGGCGAUAGAUCAGUUGCGUCGACGAAAGGCGCGACCGGACGCCGACCGUAUCUGCAAUUACUUGUUGAGGAAGUUCUCGGUGGACGCACGGGACACCAUAGCUGAUCUUCAUCGGUUGAUCGAAGCGGAGAAGGUGAUACAGGUGGACUACAAGGGCAACACUAGUUACCGAAAUGCCUCGAAAUGGUCACGGCUGCAGCUGUAUAAGAAUCGACCGGAAGGUUUCGUGAAGGAAAAGCUAAACUCCGGGAUGGUGGCCGGCGCCGUUGCCGAGCUUGUUGUCGAGGAGCCGGAUUACCUUGAUCAGGGUGUACCAGCGUAUAGGCUGAUCGAGCAGUUGCUCGAUGGUAUGUCAAAUCCUACUUCCAGACGCAUGGUAGAAGAUUUUCUCGGGAAAGAGGUGGCCAGUGGUAAUUUGACGCGUCUCUCAAACGGUAAUUACUCGCUGGUGGCGACGUCUGACAUGACAACCACCGCCGAGCCGAUACAUCGUGAAUCUUUUACUCUCGAGAAUGGGAACGCGCGGCGGAAGGAGCUGCAGACCGUUUCGUCGACCACCGGUGCGUUGUACGACUUCGACGAGACGGAGAACUUGACGAUCACGGACUCGAGGUCAAACACGCCGAGAUCAUCGCGUCAGGCAAGUCCUAAGUCCGAUCCGCAGAUUAAAAAGGAAGAAUGUUUCGAAAUAAUCGUCGGGAGGAACGAAAGCACCGAGUCACCGGUGGAACACGAUCCUGUGAAGGAGCAGGAACCGCAGGAGCCAUCGCAGACGUCCGUCGAAGAUGUGAAGGAAGAGUCGAAAAAUACGGAUGGCCAGACUCAUAACCUUAAAAGAUCGUCGAAAGCCGAGCGUAAACAACGCCUACUCGUUCGGACGGAUGAUCCUAUGGAUAUAGAGAUUAAAUUCGAGGACUAUCGGAAUAAAGACAAUAAAGAAGAGAUAAAUUCGCAGAAGGAGAAGAGAGAGGAGACCGGGCAUCUUAGUGAGGAACGAGAAGACGAGGAUGCGGGAAGAAGUUCCACUAAUCCUUCGCCUACACCAUCCAACACUAACGUUGGGGGUUUUCGCAGCGCUCGCAGGAAGAGAGCGAAAAAGGUGUUUGAUCCUUCUGAUAACAAUCUUGUGAAAAGAAAACGCGGGAGGCAACCAGGCUCGCAAAAUAAAUCUUCUGUAUCUCAAGAAUCCCAAGAUUCUUCUAAACCGACUGUCAAAGAUGGGCCUUGCAGGCAAUGUAGUCUCUGUGCCAAAGAAAAGCAAGAAAAUCUAGUUGCUUGUCGUGACUGUACCGUACGAGCACAUCCAAGUUGUAUUUAUAGCCCAGAAGAAAUGAUUCAAAAAGCUGGCAGCAAUUGGCAAUGCGAACGUUGCAAGAGUUGUACAAUAUGUUGUGAAACUUCAGAUGCUGGACCACUUGCAACAUGUUUUACUUGUGACGAAGCUUAUCAUUAUUAUUGCCACACACCACGCAUAAUAAUUCCUAAAUCAAAUUCAAAGUGGCAAUGUAAUGAUUGUGUUCAAAAACAAUAUAAAACAAACAUAAACCAAAAUAUUAAUCUGGCUACCAGUAGGCCCGAUACACCGUCAAAUCCUCCUGUGUUACCCCCGGUUCUAAGUCCUCAAGUUUCCCCUGCCAGAGGAUCUUCUGAUCAAAUGGAAGAUGAUAGCCCGAGAGAUGGAAUUGAUCCAAAUAUACCUGAUGCUUCAGAUUGGACAUCUGAGCAAGUGUAUCAAUAUUUUGCAAGACUUUUUCCAAAAGAAGCAGAAGUAUUUAGACAACAGGACAUUGACGGCCAUUCUUUGUUAUUGAUGAAACGAUCUGACGUGUUAAGUGGACUUGACUUACUUCUAGGGCCUGCAUUAAAAAUAUAUAGACAUGUAUUGAAAUUACAAGUACGAAGGGAUGACCCGAAACUUUAUUGGCUGUAAAUGCCUUCAGUUAAAUACUUAAGCUUAGGAUAAUAUUUAAAUAACAUUUAAAUAAUAAUUACACUGUACAGGUUGAUUUCUUUUAUAUUUAAGAAUUGAAUAUUUUUUUGAUUCAGGAUACUUUUUUAUAUUGUACAUAUUGCAGUUAUCUUGAAUUAAAAAAAUAUUUCUUAUUAAAAAAUUUGAAAAUGCCGAAAAAUAACAAAGAAUAAUAAGAAAAAUUGAAAGUUGUUUUUUUUUUGUACAAAUACUUUUGAAUUAAAUAGUUUAAAUGGCUUAAUAUUAAUGUAAAUCAUCUUUAUUACAAAUACUUCUUUCAAUAUUCUAUAAUUGUAAUCAAUAUUUUUAAAAGGUGCUAAUCUUAUUUGUUAUGUGUUAAAUUUCUGUCUCAUGAUAAAAAUACUAAAAAUUGUUCUGUUUGAAUAAAAUAGUUCAAGUAUGGAGUAAUAAUAAGUACUAUUUGCAUACCUUCAUAUCACUUCUUUUUUAUUUUUUACAGUGUAUAGUAAGAUAAAUAUUGGUAAUACAGUAAAUUAAUAAUAUUCUAUAUAAGGAACAUGAUACUUUGGUUUGAAAUAUACUUUCUUAUACAUUAAUUAUGUUAAUACUUAAAAGAUAUUGUAUUUUGUACAAUUAAAAGAAACGUUAAAUCUUUGAUUAGAACUUUUGUAAUUACAUAUAUUAAUCUCUAAUAAUUUUUCAAAGACUAGCUCAUUUUUAUAAAACAAAAUUCUAUUUGAAAUCAAUUCUUAUAAUAAUAUACAGGACAGAUGGAAUUUAUUCACCUAUUUUUUUUAUAAAGAAAUUUAUAACAUUAGUAUAUCAUCUUAACACCACAUUUAUAACAUUUAUACUAAAAUAUUUAAUUUAAAAUAUAAUUUUAAUGUUACAAUAAUAUGAAAAUAAUAUUGCUUUUUGAAACAAAUAUUCUAGUAACUGUAUAAUCUCAUUGAUCUUUUACUUUAAAUUACAUUAAAUUGAGAAACGCUGUAUAUUUAAUACUUUACAAUAUUCUACUCUACAGGUAAGGACAUUGUAACAUUUCUUUACUUAUUUAUAAGUAAUAUCUUACGUUGGUUAGAUAAUCAUACAUUAAUUUGUUUCUUGAGAAAAAAUACGAAAUUUAAACAUUUUUGCACAAUGCAAUUAAAAUGUAUCACGGAAAAGUCUUAAAUUAUAUUUCAAAAAUUGCAAUGACAUAAGUUAUGUACUUAUUAUAUGAUUCAACGCAAUAUUGAAAUAUAAUUAAUAUCUAAGACUUUCUUUGUGUAAGAAUAAUCGUACAUAAUAUUGUAGUUACUUUUAUAAUCAUAAUAUUUUACAUUUUCUUAUGCAACAUAAAACUUACAAAUACAUAGUUUCUUAACCUUGUAAUUUUUAAAUUUUACUUUGCACUGUACUGUAAUAUUAGAUAUAAAAAAUACAGAAAAACAUAUGCAUAUAUUAAAUAUAGAAAUAUUUUAAAGCAAGCUAACUUCAUUUUCUAAAUAUAAAAUAAAAUUUAUCACUAUUAGAAUGUUUAA
Messenger RNA from Heterotrigona itama, 4821 nucleotides. The record is from the annotation of a GenBank genome assembly. NCBI's taxonomy places the organism in Eukaryota, Metazoa, Arthropoda, Insecta, Hymenoptera, Apidae.